AGGAUCCAAGCUUCUCAGUAACACCACAGACACUCUCGAGGAAGCACGUGUAGCUCGUUUCGGAAUGAAAAUGAAUUUUUUUAACAGCUUUCCUCAAUAUGGGGUCUAUAUUUUGGGUUUAAAUCUAUUAUUAUGUGGAGUAAGUGAAGGAUUUAUCGGGUUUGGAAUGGACGGUUUUGAAGAAAUGUUUCCCCUUCUUAUGUUAGGAGGUAUGAAUGGUGGCCAAUCUAACUAUGUCCGCCCAAAACCAAUAGCACCAACAUUACCACCAACUCCUCCUCCACCAAUGGUCAAACCACCAUCAAUCACCUGGAGAUGGGUACCCAAUGCGAGAUACACAUGGCCACUCUUUAAUAAUAUGCAAUGGCCACAAUAUAACCCUUAUGUCCUUCCACUCGCCAAUAACGCCAUGGCUAAAACUGGUUCAGCCUUCAACACCAACACCAUCAGUGGAACAAAAGCUUCAUCAGGCAACGCCAUGCCAGUACUCCCAGCACCCAAUGCGCAGAUGAUCAGUAGUGGUGGUCCCGUCCCACCUGCAGCAGGUCUGAUGAACGGAAUGGGAAUGGGACUGGCAGGAAGCAAUAUGGCUGCAGCCAACCAAAUGACAUGGAAUACGCAGACGACAUCCAAGGGAUCAACACCAAUGUAAUCUGUUUUUUGUAGACUAGUUUUUGUUAGUCAUGUGUUGUAACGUAUUAUCGUACCUGUUGGCAUACCUGUGACGGACCUCAGAUUUAUACUAGAAAGCCUAUUCCACAUUUUAAGAUUCACUCUCAAAAUCUGAGAGAGAAAGUGAUCAAUUCUGUAUACUGAAAUGUAAAUAUUACUGUUGUUAGUCGAAUAUGACCACAUACUUUAUUUUGAAGAUGGAUAUCAAGAGCAGUGCAAUGAUGACUGAUGAGGUCGUUUCUUUCGCGGAAUCUCCCUGUGGUCGAGAGCUUUACGGAGCUCGCGCUUCUGUUCUGCAGUCUUGGUUAUUUCUCCGUCGGCUCGCAUACAUCACAAUUAAAUGACUGUUCGAAAUCAUGUAACAGUUUCAUGCACAUAAUUCUUCCGCAAAACUGUACAAUCUGACCUUUUCCCGCUAAUAGAAAUACGCUGUGACAGGUAUGCCUAUAUUGUCGUUUUGUAUCCAUGUCCAUUGUCACCUGUUUGUAGUUUUAUGUUAGAUAAAAAGAGAAUCACACCAU
This is a messenger RNA of Lottia gigantea (owl limpet), 1193 nucleotides long. RefSeq lists its product as hypothetical. Bases 65 to 652 code for a protein of 195 amino acids. NCBI's taxonomy places the organism in Eukaryota, Metazoa, Mollusca, Gastropoda, Lottiidae. The record is from RefSeq and is a predicted model, not a curated record. The transcript has 3 exons.